This is a messenger RNA of Salvelinus namaycush (lake trout), 1372 nucleotides long. Its product is annotated as apoptosis-associated speck-like protein containing a CARD. The coding region runs from base 46 to 642 and encodes 198 amino acids. Gene Ontology annotation, biological process: inflammatory response; innate immune response; regulation of apoptotic process. The transcript is spliced from 3 exons. The record is from RefSeq and is a predicted model, not a curated record. NCBI's taxonomy places the organism in Eukaryota, Metazoa, Chordata, Actinopteri, Salmoniformes, Salmonidae.
CUUAAUCUCACCAAACCUGGUGUAAAUUACCGUUUGGCAUAAAAAAUGCCGAAAACCGUUGGCGAUACAUUAAUUGGUGUCCUUUAUGACUUGGGAAUGACUAAACUGAAGUGGUUCAGACAUAAACUCUGUGAACGCAAGCAGGAGCCAAAAAUUCGCAGGGGAAAUGUUGAAAAUUUGGACCCAAUAGACUUAGCAGACCUUCUGACCCGUACUUUCAGUGAAGACGGGGCUUUGGAUGUGGCUAUAGAGGUAUUGAGGGCAAUUGACUGCCAUGAUGGCGCAAAGGAACUGACGGAUUUCAAGAAAGCUCAAGAAUCUUGGGUAACAUCGGGUGCUGCUAAUGGAAGUGCACCUGGACCAAAUAACAUGAUCAAAGACAAACACUUUGUGGACUAUCACCGAACGGCCCUGAUCGACAGAGUGAGCCAGGUGGCACCCAUCUUGGAUAGGCUCCUGGAGAAGGGAGUCAUCACCACAAAUGCCUACAGUGACGUGAGGGCUGAGAAAACCAGACAGAACAGGAUGAGGGAGCUCUUAGAUGUCCCUCUGAAAGCAUCUGGGUCCAAAGGCAAAGAUGUGUUCUUAGAUAUCCUGAUGGAACAGGAGCCAUACCUAAUCAGUGAACUGAAGGGGGAAUAAUGGGGAUAAGGGCCACUUUAUUUGAUUUUUUUAGGGCAAGGGACAAACAUUUGAUGAUAAUAAUGCACUCUGUUUAUAUUCUUAAAAUGGAAAAAUGAAUUCUCUCCAAAGUUUGCAAAAAAUGAAAACUAAUUAUAUUGACCGCUGUUUUUUUCUUUUCAUGAGCAAAUACUGUGUCGUGAAUUCUAAUCAUCUAGCUGUUUGGAACUCAACAAUAGAAAACGUACGAAUACAUGUAGUAACAUUGUGUUAUGUAGCCUAUACAAAUGAGUGCAUCUCAUGCUUUGGCUACGUAGUUUCUUAAACAUAAACAAGCAUAUGGCCAUUUGAAUGUAAAUGUCUGCUUAACUUAAGAGAGCCAUUGAUAGCCUGGUCUCAGAUCUGUUUGUCUUGUCAAUUAGUUGUCAUUGUCGGCAUGACAAGGAGCGGCAAGGACUGGCAUGAUGGCACAAACAGACUGAUAACCAAGAGUGUAUUUUUUAGUUGCAUUAGAGUUUCCAUUGGACACAUUCAGGUAUGUCCCUCCGUUUUGUUCCGCCUGCUUAUGUUUGAAUCAGUUUCUUCUGUUUGGUUUCGUUUGGUUCCUAGUUAAUGAAUACAUGCUACCAUCCAUAUAUGGCUGUCUAUAGAAGUAGGUGGGACAAUCAUCUUGCAAAUGCCGCGCUCACGUGCUAAUCGGAACUAGGAAACUGGCAUUUCCGACUAGCUAACUGGUUGUAGUUAUUCACAU